UUAAAGAAUGCGGUUGCCCACCGCCAAAUAUGAGGUCCAUAUGCAAAAGUUCUUCUACAAAGUGGGAUAUUUCGUUGGAACGCACCCGAGGAAGUGCAUUGGAGUGCUGUUACUGGUCACUUUGGUGUCGUGUUUGGGUUUUUUGAGGUUUCAUCAGAUAAACAACGCCCGCGUGACAUUUACCGCUCAUGACUCGCCCAGUCACUUGGAGGGCGCCAUGUUUUUCGAAUUUCUCCGCCAAAAUGGGACACUUCACAUGAUUGAGGUAAUGUUCCAAGCUUCGGACAACGGAAGUCUCCUCAGACCCCCUUACCGGCAUGAAUUAUACGAAAUAUCUAAGGAAAUUGUGGAAAAACUACAAGUUGAUGUAAAUGGAGUGAAUAAAACAUAUGGAGACAUGUGUGAACCAUAUUGCGAAAAAAAUGACGCAUUUUUUGCGCUAAUGGACAUUUUUGAGUCGAAUUCGACGGACUCUUUUGAGAUAACUUACCCAACAACCGAACUACUCGGUCACAAAAUCCUCCUUGCCAACAACCUCUACGGCGUGGAAACCCACCCAAAAACCCACCGAAUUCAGUCAUUUUCAGCGGUUAUUCUCCGUUUUUUCCUAACUUUUCCCAAUUUGAAGCCAAUGACAGAUUUCGAACAUGAAAUUGUGAAAUUGGUAUAUGAUUCGGGCAAAUAUCCGCUGAUUUAUGGCCAGGUGGCCAGUGAUAAUUUGGUGGCUGAGGAGGUUCGGAGGCUUGGAACUACGACGGCUCCUUGGCUCAGUGUGGCUCUUGCCAUUCUGGGAGUGUUUCUUAUGGUGUGCUCUUUGAGGUACCGCCGAGCAGAAUCUAAACCACUUGAAGCCUGUCUUGGAGCUCUGAUUCCUGUUCUAUCAGGAAUCACCACCAUCGGAAUGGUCUCGGCGACCGGACUGGCCUUCCAGAGUAUUAUAGUUAGCACUUUAUUUUUGGUGAUAGCUAUUGGAAUUGAUGAUAUCUUUAUCAUUUUGGCUGCUUGGCACCGGACGGAUAAACAUUUGGAAAUUCCCGAAAGAAUGGCGUUGACUGUGCAAGAAGCCGGGUGCUCCAUGACUGUUACCACUGUGACUAAUUUGGUUUCUUUUGGAAAUGGUGUACUUUCGACUACUCCAGUAUUGCAGACUUUUGCCAUAUACUCAUCAGUUGCAAGUGUUGUAUGUUACAUCUAUCAACUGGUCAUAUUUCCGGCAAUAAUUGCAAUUACGGCACCAAAUGAGUAUCAGAAGCUGGGAGAUUCCAAAGAGGAGAAGACAUGGGACAUUAUUAAGACUAUGGGACAAUGGUCAGACAGGCAAUGGCAUAAAUUAGCAGGAGCAAUAAGCACAAGCUGGGUGCGGCUUUUAACAAUUUCCAUAUUACUCGGCUACUGGUACCUAUCAGUCUACGGAAUUGCCACAAUGGAAACCGACCUAACGAUUCAAAAAAUGGCCGAUCAAAACGCCCGUAUCGUGAAAUUCAAAAGAGAUGCCGAUAUAAUUUUAAAAGAAAUGCAAUCAGUGGCAAUUCUAGUAAAAUCUCCGAAAGAUUUAAGGAAAAUGGAAAAUUUGAAAAAAUUGCAAAAAAUGAUCAAAGAUUUCGAAUCGGCCAAAAAUAGCUUUGGCAAUGAGUCAACAGUGUGCUGGCUGCAGUCAUAUAUCGAUUUUUUGACAUUUUACCAAGAAAAUGAUGAGGAAUUCGAUAAUGAUGACGUCAUUACUGAAAAUUCCGCGAAAAAAUCCAAUUUUUCCGAAGAAAAACCGGCAAAAUCGAGAUUCCAGUUCACUUAUUCUGAUCUUCCGGCAUUUUUGAAUUCGGAGCCCCAGUACAAGCCAAUGAUACGGUAUUCUGAGUCGGAAUGUGUGAAAAAUUCGGAAAAAUGCAUUGAGAGCUUCAUUUUUACUACGGGAUUCACUGAUGUCGUCAAGUAUAAUGAAAUGUAUCCGGUUGUUAGUGAAUGGAGAAAAAUCGCGGCCAACUACUCGGAAUUCGAAGUGUACCCAUACACUGAGAGAUCAAAUUUUGUAGAUCAAACAGUUGAUAUGGUUGAUAAUAUCUGGAAUACAGUAAUCUCAGAGGUCAUAUGCAUGGGUCUAACUUUUAUUCUCUUCAUUCCGGACCUCAUCUCCAUUUUUUCCGCCGUUUUUGCACUUUUUUCCGUGAAUUUUGGAGUUUUCGGCUUUUUGAGCAUUUGGGGAGUCGGUAUGGAUCCAGUUUCUACUGCUUCACUGCUUAUGUCGAUUGGAUUCUCUGUGGAUAUUAGUGCUCAUAUCAGUUAUCACUAUUAUCAAGUUGAUAAGCCGACCGCCCGUCAAAAAUUGGAGCACGUGUACUCUCAUAUCGGUUGGCCAACUCUUCAGGGUGGCCUAUCAACAAUGUUAGCAAUGAUGCCUAUUGUCCUGGCACCGUCUUAUCUUGGAAUGGUGUUCUUGAAGACAGUCAUCCUAGUCUGCACCUUUGGCCUAAUCCACGGGCUUAUAGUUUUGCCGGUUUUCCUCUCAUUCUUCACAGAAAUUUCCGGAUUUUGCAGACGAAAAAGUGUGAAAAUUGCCGAUUCGCCAUCAUCAUCAAUCGAUAAUUUGCCAAAAACUAUAAGUAUUCGAGAUAUUGGAAGUCAGAAAAAAUAUCAGAAGGAUCAUGAAAAUAAUAAUAAUAAUAUUGAGAAAUUUUAGAUUUUUUUUUUGGAAAUUUGUAUAUAUUUUUACAUUGUUCGAAAAUCAUUGUACUGUACGGGUUUUAAAUUGUCAAAUAAAAUUUAAAUUAUUCAAAA
This is a messenger RNA of Caenorhabditis elegans, 2772 nucleotides long. RefSeq names its product SSD domain-containing protein (gene ptr-22). The record is from RefSeq and is marked reviewed. The transcript has 11 exons. Lineage: Eukaryota; Metazoa; Nematoda; Chromadorea; Rhabditida; Rhabditidae. The coding region runs from base 8 to 2674 and encodes 888 amino acids. Gene Ontology annotation, cellular component: membrane; plasma membrane.